AUGUCCGACGACAAGAAGAAACGCAUUUCGUACUGGUACUUCGGUGGAUUGGCUAGCGCUGGUGCGGCCUGCUGUACCCACCCGCUGGACCUGCUGAAGGUCACGUUGCAAACGCAGCAGGAGGGAAAGAUUUCACUGCUCCAGCUCACGGGCAAGGUGGUACGUACGCAGGGCGUGCUGGCACUGUAUAAUGGCCUUUCGGCGUCGCUGCUCCGUCAGCUGACAUACUCGACGACACGGUUUGGAAUUUACGAAGUUGGCAAGCAAGCGAUGGGCAACGACUCCGGGUUCCUGGGCAAGGCUGCACUUGCUGGAGCUGCCGGUGCUGCUGGUGGUUUCGUCGGUACGCCAGCCGACAUGGUGAACGUUAGAAUGCAGAACGAUAUAAAAUUGCCGGUCGAACAACGACGAAACUACAAAAAUGCCGUCGAUGGUUUGUUCCGGGUGUACCGUGAAGAGGGUUUCGCAAGGCUCUUCUCCGGUGCAUCCACUGCCACAUCGCGUGCCGUGUUUAUGACCAUCGGCCAGCUUUCGUUCUACGAUUUGGUGAAGGAUUUGCUGUUAACAUCUGGUCAUUUUGGCGAUAAUCUCACCACCCACUUCCUGUCCUCGCUAACGGCGGGCGCGAUUGCUACCACACUCACACAACCGCUGGAUGUGCUAAAAACGCGUGCCAUGAACGCAAAGCCGGGCGAGUUUAACGGCAUCUGGGAUAUUGUGCGCUUCACCGCACGGCUCGGCCCGCUCGGGUUCUUCAAGGGGUACGUGCCGGCCUUUGUGCGACUGGGACCGCACACCAUCCUUACAUUCGUCUUCCUGGAACAACUGCGCAUGAACUUUGGGUACUUGAAGCCAUAG
Messenger RNA from Anopheles marshallii, 858 nucleotides. Its product is annotated as mitochondrial dicarboxylate carrier-like. Gene Ontology annotation, biological process: succinate transmembrane transport; oxaloacetate transport; phosphate ion transmembrane transport. The transcript is spliced from 2 exons. NCBI's taxonomy places the organism in Eukaryota, Metazoa, Arthropoda, Insecta, Diptera, Culicidae. Gene Ontology annotation, molecular function: succinate transmembrane transporter activity; sulfate transmembrane transporter activity; antiporter activity. The coding region runs from base 1 to 858 and encodes 285 amino acids. The record is from RefSeq and is a predicted model, not a curated record.